AUGGGUGCCCGGGCGCCCAUGAGCACCAGGUUGGGGGGCCCUUCUCUAGUGAAUGCCCAAAAUGAUUCUAUUUACAAUAUGAGCCAUGCCAAAGGAAUACCAGAGCUACCCCCUUUGCCCGGCAUAUCGUCUGAAGAUCCUUCUGAACUAUAUCAGCUGAUCCAAAGGAGCAGUUAUUACCCUUCGCUGAUGCAAAGAGCAUCCUGGACGCUGGCGGCCCCGUUUAAAGAGCAGCGCUAUUUCCGAAGCCCCAGCGACUCCAUCGCCAAUAACUACACCCUUACCGCCCGCAACCUGAAGAUGAAAGAUCUACAGAAGAUCCCUUCAGUCCUCAGGCCAAGGAAGCCCUCGGGGUCAAGCAAACAGAGGGCAGAGUCUCCACGUAUCCUGCAAAUGGGCGGAGCCCCCUCAGUAUCAGAACUGGAGGUGCCACAGGGGCAUCAUAAAAUCCCAGAAUUAAGAGAUAUAUACUAUUCUGACAAACAGCCUCUGACUCCAGAAGAACAGCUGGUUGUGAUGCUCCGGAACGAGGAAGAGGUCAACAAACAGGAGAGUCCUCCCUCGAACAGCGAUCUUGAAAGGUACUGUUAUUACAUACACAAAGGCAUUCGGGAAGACAUGCUGGCGCCGCAACCGAAAGAAGUGAUGGAAAGUAUUUUGGAGCACAUCCCAAGCCCUUUUCUCACCAACCCAAAUCUGGAGUCGCUGCUGGGCAGUUUAACCGAAGAGAUUCAGGAUGAUUAUCACAUCUGGCUCAUGAAAAAUGUCGUCGAUUAUAUAUUGAAGGAUCCAGACGAGAGGAAAAGGCUCUUCAUCCACAGCAUCCCCCGCCCUUUCCCUCGACGAGUGAUUCGUGCCCCUGUCCCAUGGCACGAUGCUUACCAAGAAAUAAAAAGCUGGAACCAAGAGCACCUCUUCACUGUGAACCCCAUGAUGCUCACUUUACAACACCUCUGGUUUACAGAAUUUAACGAACUGAGGUUUGUUCGUACCAAGGAGAUUCUUGAAGGUGAUUUGCCGCUACUGCCCGGUGAAUUUGAAGAAUUAAUCCGCAAUCACUGUCGGCAAGCCCAUGAGAUUCUUCUGAACAGGUGGAUCCCGACGUGUGUGGAUCUCUUUAUUGAACAGAAGGACAACUGGCUUCAUUUUGCUCCCCGGAAUGACUUUGAGUCUUCUCAGCUAAUAGAAGAAUAUUUUGCUUCAGUAGCAAUCCUGAUGUCCUUGCAGCUUCGGGAGAUGGUCAUUAACUCAUUAGAAGAUCUCCUUACUUUUUUUAGGAUACACAAGGAUGGAAACGACUUUGGGGAAACCUAUCACGAAAUGCUGUUUUUCAUACCGCAAGUGCUCGUCAUCAAGCUGGAGGUGGAAGAACCUUCCAUUGUGUUUCAGCCUCGUAUGAAAGAUUGCUGGAAUUUAAUCUGUCGCUGCUUCAUGGAGAUCCUAAAGAAUUCUGAGGGUCUGCCAAAGGUUCAAGUUAAGCUUUUCCCAGAAUUAAAAGGGGACGACCUAACUCUCCGUACUGUCCAAGAAGAUGAAUCUUUGGUUGGAGAAUUCUUGGGCAAAAUGGCUGAGAUCUUUGACCGCAACAUAGUUGGUCCACAAAAAUACCUCAAUGUGUACCGGAAGUACAGCGAUCUCUUGAAUAACAAUGCAGAACAAGAUGUGACUGACUUUUUAAGCAAAAAACACGAUCUAGAUGAUUUUGUGGAGAAGAUUGACGGCUUGACCAAACUGAAGAAGGAAAUUGCCUCCAUGCACGUCACGGUCCCUCUGGCCAUGUUCUGCCUGGACGCCUCAGAACUGAACGAGGACCUUUGCUGCCGGACUCAGAAGCUGAAGGACCGGCUGAUUCAGUUCGAGGUCGAGGAAAACCGGGAACUGAACCGGAGCAUUUGCAACCAGUACAACAUAAUUGCAGACAAAGUCACUGAAGUGCCUUUGACCACAGAAGAGCUUGUUCAGCUUACGGCGUACUUGAAAAAAUCCAGCGAAGUUACCGUCUUCAAGCUUCGGCGUGAAAUCCGAGAGGCGAUCUACAGGCUCGAAUUCCUGAUGGACUAUGCUGAUCUCCCAUAUGAGGACAUCAAGCUGAACAGUACCGUUCUCCACUGGCCAGAUGAAAUCGAGAUCAUCUUUGACACCAGCAGGAAUCAGCUGAUGAACAGAAGGGAUCACGUCGAGCUCACGCUGAUUAAAAGGUGCUCUGAGUUUGAGGCUAUCCUGGAAGGCUACAGCCGAGAAGUGGACAGUUUCCGCAAGAAGGACGUCAUGACGAUGGAAGAAAUGAAGAACAACGUGGAGAAGUUCCGCGAGCUGGAGAAGAAUCUGGAGCACGCGCUGAGCGAAUACGAAGCUAUUAAUAAGGAAGAGGAGCUGCUAGAACGAGAGAAGAGUCAGUUUCCUCUGCUGCGGACCAUAAUUGCAAACAAGCAGCCGUUUGAGCAGCUUUGGGUGACAGCGUAUAAUUUCACUGUAAAAUCUGAGGAAUGGAUGAAUGGACCUCUCCAGGAGUUGAAUGCCGAGGAAAUCACCGAGGAGGUGGGAAACAUGUGGAGGACCAUGUACAAGCUGACGAAGUCCUUGGCCGAUCUGCCGGGGCCGAAGCGUCUAGCGGAGAACGUGAAGUUUAAAAUCGACAAGUUCAAGCAGCACCUGCCGGUCCUCUCAAUUGCCUGCAACCGUGGGAUGAAGGACAGGCACUGGGAUCAGAUCAGCGACAUCAUCGGCUACGAGAUCAGGCCCGACGAAACGACUUCUCUCGUAAACAUGCUGGAGUACGGGCUCUCAAAGUAUAUCGAGAAAUUGGAGCCAAUCGGGGCAGCGGCUAGCAAGGAGUACUCCUUAGAGAAGAACAUGGAGAAGAUGAAAAUGGAAUGGGUUAACAUACACUUCAGUUUUGUCAAGUAUCGGGACACGGACACCAGCAUCCUGUCUGCCAUCGACGACAUCCAGCUCUUGCUUGACGAUCACAUUGUCAAGACCCAGACGAUGUGCGGCUCUCCGUUUAUCAAGCCGAUAGAAGCGGAAUGCCGGAGGUGGGAAGAGAAACUCGUCCUGAUGCAGGAGAUUCUGGACAACUGGCUGAAAUGCCAGGCGACCUGGCUUUACUUGGAGCCCAUCUUCAGCUCCGAGGACAUCAUUGCUCAAAUGCCAGAGGAGGGCCGAAAGUUUGGAAUCGUCGACGGUUACUGGAAAGACAUAAUGACUCAAGCAGUGAAAGAUACCAGAGUCCUUAUUGCAACCGAACAGCCGAGGAUGCUGGACAGGCUCCGGGAAGCAAAUAUGCUUUUGGAAGAUAUCCAGAAGGGUCUGAAUACCUACCUGGAAAAGAAAAGGUUGUUUUUUCCAAGGUUCUUCUUCCUUUCCAACGACGAGCUGCUGGAGAUUUUGUCCGAAACGAAAGACCCCCUGCGAGUCCAGCCGCAUUUGAAGAAGUGCUUUGAGGGAAUUGCUAAACUGGAGUUCACGGAGGACAUGGAGAUUACAGGCAUGAUCAGUUCGGAGAAGGAAACCGUCCCUUUCAUAAAGAAGAUCUACCCAGCUCAUGCCAAAGGCAUGGUUGAAAAAUGGUUGUUGCAAGUCGAAGAAAUGAUGCUGUCCAGUAUCAGACAUGUCAUACAAGAUGGCAUUGGAGGGUAUGUUCAGGUUCCUCGCAAAACGUGGGUACUGCAGUGGCCCGGGCAGAUAGUUAUCUCUGUGUCAUCGAUCUUCUGGACAAAGGAAGUGUCAGAAGCCAUAUCAGAAAGGACAUUACCUAAUUUCUUGGAGAAAAGCAACAUUCAGAUCGGAGAAAUCGUUGAACUGGUCCGAGGGAAGCUGUCGAGCGGAGCCCGGCUGACCAUGGGGGCGCUGACCGUCAUCGAUGUGCAUGCACGUGACGUCGUGGCCAAGCUGGCCGAAGACAAAAUUUCAGACCUGAACGAUUUUCAGUGGAUCUCCCAGCUGAGAUAUUACUGGGAAGGGGGCGAAGUGAUGGUCCGGAUGAUCACGACCGAAGCCAGAUACGGCUACGAGUACCUGGGCAACUCCUUGCGCUUGGUGAUCACGCCGCUCACCGAUCGAUGCUAUAGGACGUUGAUGGGAGCUCUGAAGCUGAACCUGGGAGGUGCUCCAGAAGGACCGGCAGGGACGGGCAAAACUGAAACGACCAAAGACCUCGCCAAAGCACUGGCUAAGCAGUGCGUCGUCUUCAAUUGCUCCGACGGGCUCGAUUACAAAGCCAUGGGCAAGUUCUUUAAAGGGCUGGCCCAAGCCGGCGCCUGGGCCUGCUUCGACGAGUUCAACCGGAUCGAGGUGGAAGUGCUGUCUGUCGUGGCUCAGCAGAUCCUCAGCAUCCAGCAGGCCAUUAUCCGGAAGCUCAGGACGUUCCUCUUUGAAGGCACCGAGAUUUCCCUGAAUCCGACCUGCGCUGUGUUCAUCACGAUGAAUCCUGGGUAUGCUGGACGGGCAGAACUUCCUGAUAACUUGAAGGCAUUAUUCCGCACAGUCGCCAUGAUGGUCCCGGAUUAUGCUCUGAUUGGUGAAAUUUCACUUUAUUCCAUGGGAUUCCUUGACUCGAGGAGCCUUGCCCAAAAAAUAGUUGCCACCUACCGCCUUUGCUCUGAGCAGUUAUCUUCUCAGCAUCACUAUGACUACGGAAUGCGUGCCGUGAAAUCGGUCCUGACAGCAGCGGGGAACUUGAAACUAAAGUACCCGGACGAAAACGAAAGCGUCUUGCUGCUUAGGGCGUUGCUGGAUGUCAACUUAGCGAAAUUCCUGGCUCAGGAUGUCCCCCUGUUUCAGGGUAUCAUAUCGGAUUUGUUUCCCGGCGUGGUCCUUCCGAAACCAGAUUAUGAGCGUUUCAUACAGGCCCUGAACAACAGUAUUAAAAAAAUGAAUCUUCAGGCAGUUCCAUGGUUUAUUGGAAAGAUUAUUCAGAUUUAUGAAAUGAUGAUGGUGCGUCACGGCUACAUGAUCGUGGGGGACGCCAUGGGGGGCAAGACCAGCGCCUACAAAGUGUUGGCCGCGGGACUCAGCGAACUGAGCCAAGACAGUUCCACGGGGGAGUCUGCUGUCGAGUACAGGAUCAUUAACCCCAAAGCAAUCACUAUGGGGCAGCUUUACGGGUGUUUCGACCCCGUGAGCCACGAGUGGACCGACGGCAUCCUGGCCAACACCUUCCGAGAACAGGCUUGCUCUACAACCGAGGACCGGAAGUGGAUUGUCUUCGACGGUCCUGUGGAUGCUGUUUGGAUAGAGAAUAUGAACACAGUCCUGGAUGAUAACAAGAAGCUCUGUUUAAUGAGUGGGGAAAUAAUUCAGAUGAGUGCUCAUAUGAGCCUGAUGUUCGAGCCCGAAGAUCUGGAGCAGGCGUCCCCAGCGACUGUCAGCAGGUGUGGCAUGAUCUAUAUGGAGCCCCACCAGCUGGGCUGGAAGCCCCUGAAGGAUUCUUACAUGAACACGCUGCCAUCGAACUUGCAGGGGACUCACAUCGAACUGAUCAACGACUUGUUUCUGUGGCUGGUUCAGCCUUCCUUGGAUUUCAUUCGCCAUCACUGCAGGGUCUUUGUACAGACGUCGCCCAUCCACUUGGCCUUUACCAUGAUGAAACUGUACACCUGCUUGCUCGAUGAAAUAAACCAAUCGGGCGAAGAAGAAGGAGAGACCAUGUCCAGUCAGCAGAUCUUUUUGUGGCUUCAGGGGCUCUUCCUUUUCGCCUUGGUCUGGACUGUCGCGGGUACCAUCAACACCGAGGGCAGGAAGAAGUUCGACCUCUUUUUCCGAAAUAUCUUAAUGGGAGCGGACGACAACAACCCCCGCCCCAAAAGUGUGAAGUUAACCAAGAACAAUAUAUUUCCAGAAAGAGGGACCAUCUUUGACUUCUAUUUUCAUAAGCAAGCCAGCGGGCAGUGGAACAUGUGGACGGAGUACAUCACGAAGGAGGAGCAGACUAUCGCGGCUGGGACAAAGGUCUCUGAACUUAUCAUCCCGACCAUGGAAACAGCCAGGCAGACUUUUUUCCUGAAAACCUACGUGGAACAUAACAUCCCCAUGCUGUUUGUGGGACCCACCGGCACGGGGAAAUCGGCCAUCACGAACAGUUUUCUGGUCCAGCUCCCAAAGACCAAAUACAUCCCGAAUGUCAUCAAUUUCUCAGCCAGAACCUCAGCGAACCAGACCCAGGAUAUCAUUAUGUCGAAGCUGGACAGGAGGAGAAAGGGACUUUUUGGGCCUCCGGUGGGGAAGAAAGCCAUUGUGUUUGUGGACGACUUAAACAUGCCGGCAAAGGAGGUCUACGGAGCUCAGCCGCCCAUCGAGAUCCUCAGGCAAUGGAUCGAUCAUGGCCAUUGGUAUGACAAGAAGGACACGUCGAGGCUGGACAUAGUUGACCUCCUGAUUGUGGCAGCGAUGGGACCUCCGGGCGGCGGCAGGAACGAUAUUACGGCCCGUUUCACACGGCACUUGAACAUCGUUUCCAUCAGCGCCUUUGACGACGAGAUUCUGACCAAGAUUUUCACGUCGAUUGCCGACUGGCACUUCGGCAAAGGAUUCGACGUCUCAUUCUUAAGGCUCGGCAAAAUGAUGGUCCAGGCGACGAUGAAUAUUUACAAGCUGGCUGUGGAAAACUUCCUCCCGACUCCUUCCAAGUCGCACUACGUCUUCAACCUGCGCGACUUCUCCCGCGUGAUCCGAGGCGUGCUGCUGUGUCCCCACACUCACUUGCAGGAUGGAGAGAAACUAAUCAGGCUGUGGAUUCACGAAGUUUAUCGCGUCUUCUACGACCGCUUAAUCGAUGCAGAAGACAGACAGGUGUUCUUUAACAUGGUGAAAGAGACAACUUCUAACUGCUUCAAGCAGAGCGUUGAAAAGGUACUAAGUCAUUUGUCACCGACCGGGAAGAUCAAGGAUGACAAUAUCCGAAGCCUGUUCUUCGGCGACUACUUCAAGCCCUCCAGCGACGCAAAAAUCUACGACGAAAUCACGGACUUGAAGCAGCUGACGUCGGUCAUGGAAUACUACCUGGAGGAGUUCAACAAUAUCAGCAAGGCGCCCAUGUCCCUGGUCAUGUUCAAAUUUGCCAUUGAGCAUGUCUCGAGGAUAUGCCGGGUGCUGAAGCAGGACAAUGGCCACUUGCUCUUGGUUGGCAUCGGCGGGAGCGGCCGGCAGAGCGCCACCAAGCUGGCAACCUUCAUGAACGCCUUCGAGAUCUUCAUGAUUGAGAUCACCAAGUUCUACAGCACGAACGACUGGCGGGAGGACAUCAAGAAGGUCAUGUUGCAGUCGGGGGUGGCCAGCAAGAGCACCGUCUUCCUGUUCUGCGACAACCAGAUCAAGGACGAGUCCUACGUGGAGGACAUCAACAUGCUGCUGAACACUGGCGACGUGCCCAACAUCUUCGCGGCGGACGAGAAGGCCGACAUCGUCGAGAAAAUGCAGAGCGCAGCGAGGACGGAAGGCCGGAGGAUCGACGCCACCCCUUUGGCCAUGUACAACUACUUUAUCGAGCGGGUGAAGAAGAAUUUGCAUAUUGUUUUAGCAAUGAGCCCAAUUGGAGACGCGUUCCGUAAUCGCUUGAGAAUGUUCCCUUCUCUGAUCAACUGCUGCACCAUCGAUUGGUUUCAAACCUGGCCCAAGGAUGCUCUGGAAAUGGUAGCCAACAAGUUCUUAGAGGAUGUGAAGCUAGAAGACGAAAUUAGAAAAUCGGUCGUGUGGAUGUGCAAAUACUUCCAGGAGAGUGUGAGAGAGCUGUCCGUCAGCUAUUACAGUGUUCUUCGGAGGCACAACUACGUCACGCCAACGUCCUACCUGGAACUGAUUCUGACCUUCAAGGCGCUCCUGAAUAGCAAAAGGCUGGAAGUCGAUACAAUGAGGAAUCGUUACCUGGUGGGACUCCAGAAACUGGAUUUUGCAGCUUCCCAGGUAGCUGAAAUGCAAAAAGAGCUGACGGCUCUCCAGCCCGAGCUGAUCCAGACCUCUGCUGAAACGGAGAAAAUGAUGGUCCACAUCGAAUCGGAAACGGUCGAGGUGGACGCAAAGAAGGAGCUGGUGGCGGCCGACGAAAAGGAGGCCAACGAUGCAGCAGCCGUCGCCCAAGGCAUCAAGGAAGAAUGUGAAGGGGACCUCGCGGAGGCCAUGCCAGCUCUGGAGGCGGCCCUCUCGGCUCUCGACACUCUGAACCCCUCAGACAUCUCCCUCGUGAAAUCCAUGCAGAACCCUCCAGGCCCCGUCAAGCUUGUCAUGGAGAGUAUUUGCGUCAUGAAAGGAAUAAAACCGGAGAGGAAGCCUGAUCCAAGUGGAAGCGGUAAAAUGAUAGAAGACUAUUGGGGUAAUUCUAAAAAGCUUCUUGGAGAUCUGAAGUUCCUCGAGGGCCUAAAGACGUAUGACAAAGAUAACAUUCCACUGGCAGUCAUGAAAAGGAUCCGAGAGAGGUUUAUCAAUCACCCAGACUUCCAGCCCACCGUCAUUAAAAACGUGUCGUCAGCCUGCGAAGGUCUAUGCAAGUGGGUUAGAGCCAUGGAGGUGUACGAUCGCGUCGCAAAGGUGGUGGCCCCGAAACGUGAACGGCUGAAGGAGGCAGAAGGUUUGCUCGCAAUACAGAUGCAGAAACUGAACACGAAGCGUGCGGAACUGAAGAACGUGAUCGACCGUCUGCAGGCGCUGAAUGACGAGUUUGAGCGGAUGAACAACCGGAAGAUAGGGCUCGAGCAAAACAUCGAGAUAUGCUCUCAGAAGCUGAUACGGGCUGAAAAGUUGAUCAGUGGCUUGGGAGGAGAGAAGGACCGGUGGACAGAAGCAGCCCGUUUAUUGGGUAUCCGAUACACAGACCUUACUGGGGAUGUCUUGUUGUCUUCAGGCACCGUGGCAUAUUUGGGAGCCUUUACAGUCGAUUACCGUCUUGAGUGUCAGAAGAAAUGGCUCACAUUGUGCAAAGAGAAGGAAAUCCCAUGCUCCAAUGACUUCAGCCUCAGUAACACUUUGGGGGAUCCGGUCAAAAUCCGUGCCUGGCAGAUUGCCGGACUGCCGAUCGAUUCCUUUUCCAUUGACAAUGGUAUCAUUGUUUCCAACUCGAGGCGUUGGGCUUUAAUGAUCGAUCCUCAAGGGCAAGCCAACAAGUGGGUCAAGAAUAUGGAAAAGGGCAACAAGCUGUCUGUCAUCAAGUUGUCCGACACCAACUACGUUAGGACACUGGAAAAUGCAAUCCAGUUUGGGACCCCGGUCUUGCUUGAAAAUAUUGCCGAGGAGCUAGAUGCUUUCUUGGAGCCUGUGUUGCUGAAAACAACUUUCAAGCAGCAAGGGGUCGAGUACAUGAGACUCGGAGAAAACAUUAUCGAGUUCUCAAAAGAUUUCAAGCUUUACAUCACAACUCGCUUAAGGAACCCUCAUUAUCUUCCUGAGGUGGCGGUGAAAGUUUGCCUGCUCAAUUUCAUGAUCACACCUUUGGGGCUUCAGGACCAGCUUCUCGGGAUCGUGGCCGCCAAGGAAAAACCCAAGCUGGAAGAGAAGAAGAACAAACUGAUUGUUGAAAGUGCUGCGAACAAGAAACAGCUGAAGGAGAUAGAAGAUAAGAUCCUUGAAGUCCUUUCCAAGUCGGAAGGGAAUAUCUUGGAAGACGAGACGGCAAUUAAGGUCCUGUCUUCCUCCAAAGAGUUGUCGGAAGAAAUCUCCGAGAAGCAGGAAAUCGCCACAGUCACCGAGAUGGAAAUAGAUGACACUCGAAUGGGUUAUAAACCUGUAGCCAUUCAUUCGGCAAUCAUCUUUUUCUGCAUUUCUGAUCUGGCAAACAUUGAGCCGAUGUAUCAAUAUUCCUUGACUUGGUUUAUUAACUUGUACAUGCUGUCUGUGGCAAAUAGCAGGCAAAGCGAGGUUCUGGAAGAGAGAAUCGACAACAUUAUCCAACACUUCACAGUGAGCAUCUACAACAACGUCUGCCGAUCCCUCUUUGAGAAGGACAAACUUCUUUUCUCCCUCCUCUUGACCAUCGGCAUAAUGAAAGGGAGAGAUGAGGUCGACGACGAAGUGUGGCGUUUCUUACUAACAGGAGGGGUUGCUCUGGACAAUCCUUAUCCCAACCCUGCUCCAGAGUGGCUGUCUGAAAAAUCCUGGGCGGAAAUCGUUCGUGCGUCGGGUCUCAACAAUUUGCACGGGCUGAUGGAUCAUGUUGAAUCUAACAUCGCGGAGUGGAAAGCGAUUUACGACUCUGCCAAGCCACACGAGGAGCAAUUCCCCGGUGACUGGCACCUGAUCACGGGCCUUGGUCGCUUGGUCAUCCUCCGUUGUCUGAGACCAGAUAAAAUCAUUCCAGCGACCCAAGAAUUCAUCUCGAACAAUAUGGGAAGAACAUACAUUGAACCACCUACUUUUGACCUCUCUGGAAGUUACAAUGACUCCAAUUGCUGCGCUCCUCUGAUUUUCGUAUUGUCUCCAGGCGCUGACCCCAUGGCAGGAUUGUUGAAGUUUGCUGACGACCUGGGCAUGGAAAGCAUUCAGACCAUUUCCCUUGGCCAAGGCCAAGGCCCCAUCGCGGCCAAAAUGAUUGACAAGGCCAUCGUUGACGGGACGUGGGUCGUGCUGCAGAACUGCCAUCUGGCCACCAGCUGGAUGCCGGCUUUGGAGAAAAUCUGUGAAGAAGUCAUAGUGCCCGAGAAUACCCACGGGAAAUUCAGAUUGUGGCUCACCAGUUAUCCGUCUGAGAAGUUUCCCGUCAGCAUUCUCCAAAACGGGGUAAAAAUGACCAACGAGCCACCAAAGGGCGUUAGAGCAAAUCUCCUCCGGUCGUACCUCAACGACCCGAUUUCCGACCCCACCUUCUUUAACAGUUGCGAAAAGAAAGAGAUGUGGCAGAAGCUGCUCUUUGGGCUGUGCUUUUUCCAUGCGCUGGUGCAAGAAAGAAGAAACUUCGGCCCUUUGGGUUGGAACAUUCCGUAUGAGUUCAACGAGUCCGACCUCAGAAUCAGCAUGCGGCAGAUCCAGAUGUUUUUGAAUGAAUACGAAGAGGUCCCGUUUGAAGCUCUGACCUAUCUAACAGGGGAAUGUAACUACGGUGGGAGAGUAACUGAUGAUAAGGACCGACGCCUCCUUCUCUCCCUUCUUUCUAUCGUCUACUGCAAAGAUAUAGAAGUCCAGGAGAAAUACAAGCUUUCUCCCGAAGAGGACUAUUAUAUACCGCCCUUCGGGACAUACCAGUCUUACAUAGAUUACUUGCGGAGCCUGCCAAUCACGACCCACCCUGGAGUCUUCGGUCUGCACGAGAAUGCAGAUAUCACCAAGGAUAACCAAGAAACCAACCUGCUUUUCAGCAGCAUCUUGUUGACUCUGCCCAGGCAAGCAGGGGGAGGAGGCAAAUCCCCGCAGGAAACUGUUGAGGAAUUGGCACAGGAUAUCCUUUCCAAGCUACCGAACGAUUUUGACUUGGAAAGUGUGAUGGCAAAGUAUCCGGUGCUUUACCAGGAGUCCAUGAAUACGGUCCUGAGGCAAGAACUGAUCAGAUUCAACAGGCUUACCGAGGUCGUGCGGAGCAGCCUGAUCAGCCUGGGCAAAGCCAUCAAGGGCCAAGUGCUGAUGUCUUCGGAGCUGGAGGAUGUCUUCAACAGCAUGCUGGUUGGCAAAGUGCCGCCGAUGUGGGCGGCCAAGUCCUACCCAUCGCUGAAGCCGAUGGGGAGUUACGUCUCUGACCUCCUCACGCGGCUGGCCUUCUUCCAGGAUUGGAUCAACCAUGGACCCCCGAAUGUGUUUUGGAUAUCCGGGUUCUACUUUACUCAGUCUUUUUUGACGGGCGUUUCGCAGAACUAUGCUAGAAAAUACACCAUCCCAAUUGAUCAUAUUGGAUUUGAAUUUGAGAUGACCAGGCAGGAGCACAGCAUGGAGGCCAUGCCCGAAGAUGGGGCCUACGUGAAAGGACUUUUCCUGGAAGGGGCCCGGUGGGACCGGGAAACCAUGAACAUUGGCGAGUCUUCCCCCAAAAUCCUUUACGAUUCUCUGCCCAUCAUUUGGCUGAAACCUGGAGAGAGCUCGACCUUCCUGCAUGCGGGGAUAUACACAUGCCCGGUCUACAAAACCAGCGCCCGGAGAGGCACCUUAUCUACCACGGGGCACUCCACGAAUUACGUCCUCUCCAUUGAGAUUCCCUCGGACCUUCCUCAGAAGCACUGGAUCAAUCGGGGAGUGGCGGCGCUUUGCCAGCUAGAUGACUGA
Molecule: messenger RNA, 12171 nt
Organism: Euleptes europaea (tarantolino)
Lineage: Eukaryota; Metazoa; Chordata; Lepidosauria; Squamata; Sphaerodactylidae
Gene: DNAH3
Product: dynein axonemal heavy chain 3
Exons: 60
Coding region: 1-12171 (4056 amino acids)
Biological process (GO): microtubule-based movement
Cellular component (GO): dynein complex
Molecular function (GO): minus-end-directed microtubule motor activity; ATP hydrolysis activity; dynein light intermediate chain binding
Source: RefSeq, a predicted model, not a curated record